Messenger RNA from Sphaeroforma arctica JP610, 182 nucleotides. RefSeq lists its product as hypothetical. The annotation marks the transcript as partial. The record is from RefSeq and is a predicted model, not a curated record. Gene Ontology annotation, molecular function: oxidoreductase activity; FMN binding. Lineage: Eukaryota; Ichthyosporea; Ichthyophonida. The transcript has a single exon.
GUGGAGUGGGCCUCAUCGUGUCUGGUGGUAUUGCACCUAAUCGGGCGGGGCGAGUGUCUCCACUUGCCGCCAAAAUGACUAACUCUUUGGAAGCCAAAGCACACAAAGAGGUCACUGAUGCGGUGCACGCUGAGGGUGGCAAGAUAUGUAUGCAGAUUCUCCAUAGCGGCCGAUACGGAUAU